CAAUUGCGUGGCUCUGGCUCCCAGUUCCCCACGCAGGGGGAGGAGGGACACGCGUGGACCCGAUUCCCCAAAUUCCCCCCGUGGCUGCAGCCCCCGGUCCCGGCGCUCACCUCGGCGGCGGUGCGGCGGGCAGUGCUGCGGGGCGGCCCGCCCCGGCAUUUACAUAGGGCUCCGCGCCCGCCGCCGCCUAUAAGAGCCGGUGCGGGACGGUGCCGCCCGAUCCCCGCCGCCGCCGCCACCGCCCGCAGCAUCACAUUUCCUUGUCCCUCCGGGGAGUUUUGAGGUGGACCUGCUGCAGCUGGUUAUUCUGGAGCUGAGCUGGGACUGGCCACCACCACCACUGUGACCAGCCCUCUCCCGGAGGUGCAGGAUGACUCUCUUUGACGGCAUCUACCCCUUCUACCCGCAGCUGAGGAAGGCCUCCGUGUUCAACGUCAGCACCAUCAUAGUCAUCGUGGUCUUCCUCACGUUUGCUUGCAGCUUCCUGCUCAUCACCCCGGGCAUCCGUGGACGGGCGAGGCUGUACUGGACACUGCGGGUUCUUCUCAGCCUCAUCGUGGGAGUGGUGAUUGUCACUGUCCAGUUCACAGGGGACUGGGAGACCGGUUGGGUGACAGCAAACACUUCCUACAAGUCCUUCAGCCAGGCCCUGGUCAACGUGGACAUCGGGCUGCACGUUGGCUUGGCGGGGGUGAAUGUCACGCUGAUGGGAAACCCAGUGAAUCAGGUCAAUGAGACCAUCAACUACAACGAGCACUUUGACUGGAGCUUCAGUGCAGACUACGACCACAGCUAUGGUGAAGGACUGGAGAAAGGGCUGCCUAACCCCAUCCUUUAUGUGGCGGAGAAGUUCACCACGCAAAGCCCCUGCAACCUGCACAGGCAGUACCGCAUCUCCGGCCACUACGCGUCGGCCACUCUCUGGGUGGCCUUUUGCACUUGGCUCAUCUCCAACAUGCUGUUCUCCAUGCCCGUCCUAGUCUAUGGAGGCUACAUGCUGCUGAUCACAGGGGCCUUCAUGAUCUUCUCGUUGAUCUCAUUCUCCACUGUGAGGAACUCCCCGAUGUGCCCAAUCCACUUUGGGACUGCAGUCCUGCACAUAGGCUAUGGGGGAUCUUUCUGGCUCACGCUGGUGAUUGGCUUGCUCUGUCUUGUGGCCGGGAUCGCUGUUGUCGCACUGCACUACUUCAACUUGGACUUGCUGAAAACUUUCUUCGACCUCCGCGAGGACAAAGCAGAGGAGUACCAGGAGAUGACUCAAGUGUACGUCAACUCUCAUUGUGGAAACAAAGGACUGUGUCCUUCUCAGCCCUCCAAACUCAACAGCAUCUAGAAGAAAGUUUUUCCUGCACUUUCCCUGAAGGUGAGUCUGAAAGUGCAGGACACAAAUCCUUCUUGAUGUCCCCAGAAAUCCAUUUCCCCAUUCAACUGCCUUUGAAGAGCACACGAGCGCACCUUGGGAUGAUGUGAUGUACCUUUGCAGGCUGUAUCUCCCAGACCGUGCCCUCUGGAAAAGGACAGGCUUUGCAGAGAGCUGCAAAGGGAGCAGCUCCCAGCUCUGGUGACUUGAGCUGGACCCUCCCCUGGGGAUCUCUGUCCCAGGAGAAAUGUCCCUCCUGCCUUGUGCCCUGGCACAACGUGGUGCAGCGAGUCUCCGAUGACCAGUUCCCACAGCAGAAACUGAGCUCACUGCUCACGUUCUCAUGAGGAGGACCCCUGACUCCAAAAGACAGUGAUUAAAGCUGCUCAUCUCUUUCUCAAGCACUUGAUAAAGUAUAGACCUUUUCAUGUAGACCUUUCGGCCUACCUAGGAAAGCCAGGCACAGACCCCAACCCCACCAGGCUGGAUGCUGCACGAGCUGCUCCAGAAAUACAGACUGAGCAAACCUGCGAUGCAGUUUGCGCAGGGAGAAUGUGGCGAUGUGAUUUCUUUUCGCUUCCAAACCUGGGCUUUGUUAGGUAAGACUUGUAGCCUAGUGUGGGCUGAAAACAUGCCAGAGGGAAGGACAGAGCCAGAAGGCUGAAGUCAUCCCCAUCCAGCUGGAGCACACUUGGGCUGGUUGGGCUCACCACAAAAUGCAAACCGGAGGCCAGAGCCAGCCAAGGUGAGAAAUGACACACAUCAGGCUGCGUUAUUGCAAACAGAAGACGGGCUCUGGCACCAAACCCACAGCCUGAGGGAGCCUCCAAGCACCCGCAUAAGGAGAUCACUACAUCGGAAUGCUGGAGACCCGGGCAGCUUCAGCCCAAUUAAUUGUAAAGGACAUAAUUUCAGUAUUUGGACUCUUUUCUAUCUUGAAAAAAGACCCUUGCUGUUAAGUUACUUACUUCUUUCACAUCAUAUUUGUGUUGCACUAAUGUGAUUUGUUAUGGGCAAGAAUUAUUAUUUUUUACAAAACUUCAUUAAAGCCCUGCUCCUUGGAAAUGCUUUGGGCAUUUUGGGGGGCUGGUUUCUUAA
Molecule: messenger RNA, 2458 nt
Organism: Columba livia (rock pigeon)
Lineage: Eukaryota; Metazoa; Chordata; Aves; Columbiformes; Columbidae
Gene: DUOXA2
Product: dual oxidase maturation factor 2
Exons: 7
Coding region: 371-1333 (320 amino acids)
Biological process (GO): protein transport
Cellular component (GO): endoplasmic reticulum membrane
Source: RefSeq, a predicted model, not a curated record